AUAACGGUGCCGACUACCGAUGCUUGGUAGUUGAUACCUCAUCCAGCCUAGGGCAGAUGAACCAACUCUGUGAAUACGUUAUGCAGCAUCACUGGCUGUCCUAUGAGCAAGGAUGACAACGCCAAUCACAUCGCAGCAGGGCAACGUCAAACAUGAGUUGAGAAAUUCAGGAUGAUUUGGCCAUUAUAGACUAACGUUCUGUGGUAUCCUAGGCCUGGGACAUUAGUUGUUUUUUCUCAAUUUUUUGCUGUGCAAUCCGAUCGGGUAUCAUCCAGGGUAGAAUAUAAUGUCUAGAAUAUUGCAGUCAUGAUGAAGCGCUAGAACCGGGUGGCCAUGCCGCGGGUAAAGAAGACUGGGUAUUUUCACUCUGUUUUUUGAAAAGGACUGAGUCGCUUCUUUAAUGCUGCUUCCGAUGUAACCUACUGUUGGCAGGAAGAACUGCGUGGCUGAAAAAAAUACUGACACGUGGAUUUAUCGUCAAACUCAAGGCGAUCCGUCUCUAAUCACCCGUGUACUUUUUAUCACACGGCAGUAACAUUAUGGAUUGGCCUACACCGUAAUCGAAAGGAAAUGAUACAUCGGUAUCAUCGAUCAAGCGUUUAUUCUUUUCGACUUUCUUCAGUCAUUCCAUAGCCUACUGUGUUGAAUUGUGAAGUGCAGGAGACAGCAAAUCAAAUCGUAUACCUCUUUCGUUGAAUGGCAAUUCUGCAAAAACAUGGAAAGAACUCUAGUCCAGAUUUGGUCUGCCUCAAAGAAAAAAAUCCAGACAAAACCGGGGUCGCUGGAAGUCAUCAGAAGAAGUGGAGUGAACCGAAUACGUACUGGCCAAGACCCCUGGCGCGGGUAUGGACGGUGGUGCUACUGCUGGGGACCUGUCUGCUGUACUGUGCCCGCGUGGCCAUGCCCAUCUGUGCCGUUAGCAUGGCGGAGAAGUUCAACUGGACCAAGAGGGAUCAGGGCAUGGUGCUGGGUAGCUUCUUCUGGGGUUACUGCUUCACACAGGUCCUCGGAGGCUACGUCAGCGACAGGGUUGGAGGUGAGAAGGUGCUCCUCCUCUCUGCGGCGGCCUGGGGGGCGAUGACAGCCUUCACGCCCAUCCUGGCCCACUUCUGCUCUCAGCCCAUCUUCUCCAUGACGCUGGCCCGCUUCCUUAUGGGGUUGCUGCAAGGUGUCCACUACCCGUCUCUGGCCAGCCUGUGUUCUCAGAAGGUGGUGGAGAGUGAAAGAGGAUUCCUCAUGAGCACUGUGGGCAGUGGCUCCUACUUGGGAACACUGGUGAUUGGGGGGGCUGGUUCCCUCAUGCUGGACCUGUAUGGUUGGGAGAGCGUGUUCUAUGUGUCAGGCAUGCUCUCUGUCCUCUGGGCGUACUGCAUGUGGAAAUACCUGCUCAACGGGGAAGGUCCUAUCAUCACAUUGGAGUCACUGGGUAGUGGAGGGCCCCAGUCCAAACUGUCCAGGAGACACUGGCUGCGCCUCUUCAAACAACCUGCUGUCUGUGCUGUGAUUAUUACGCACCUUUGCACGGCAAGCACCUUCUUCACAUUGUUAUCAUGGCUACCAACGUACUUCAAGGACACCUUCCCUGACGCCAAGGGUUGGGUGUUUAACGUUAUCCCGUGGUUUGUGGCCAUCCCCUCUUCACUCUUCAGUGGCUGUCUCUCUGACCACCUCAUCAGCAAAGGUUAUGACACUGCUGCUGUGAGGAAGCUUAUGCAGUUCUUCUCCAUGGGUGUGUCCAGUGUGUUUACCCUCCUACUGUGUGGCACCACCACCUUCCCCAUGGCUGUGACCUUUGUCUCUGUCACAAUGGGUCUCACCACCUUCAGCCACAGCGGUGUGUCUGUGAACGUUCAGGACCUGGCUCCGUCCUGUGCUGGGGCUCUGUUUGGUGUUAUGAAUACCUGUGGCGCUUUUUCAGGUGUGCUGAUGGUUUAUUUCUCGGGGUAUCUGAUCGAGGCUACAGGGUCGUGGGCAUCUGUCUUUGCUCUCAUCACUGUGGUGAACCUGGUGGGCCUGGUCACCUUCCUGGCCUUCGCUGAGGCUCGCCGGGUCGACAUCGACUCUUCUAAGGGCCGCUACCACAACAUCCACAUCUAAGUUCAUACGUUGGGAUAUGGGAACCACAGCUUGCUACCACAACAACCACCUAUAAAACUGAGGGGCCAAAACGGGACCAGGGUCCACACUAUCCACAUCUGAGUCCCUAAAAUAGGACCAGAAACCACAUCUGUCUACCACAGAAUGCACACCGGAGUCUUAACUAUGGGAUGAGAAGAGAGAGAACCUUGGCCUGUUAAACGUAUCAAAACAUCCACAUCAGAAUUUGAGGAAGCGAUAACAGAAGUGAAUGAGUCAGCCCCAGAGCUGUUUGAAAGGCAGCAUGUCAGGUCUUCGUGCUACUACAUAUUAUUUAUAUUGUUUAAAUAACCUUUCUAGUCAAGUGUUUGAAUGUUUGAUCUUCAGCCGUCGUUGGGCUGGGAUUGUGGAGUAGUAGUCAUGGAAACUGGUUUUACACCCAGGUCUGUGUCUAUGUUGGAGGAACACAAGGAGAUGACAGAUGUUUGAGUUGGUUUAGGCAGUUUGACAGUUUUAGACGGAGCAGGAUGUGUGUUUGUGGUUGAGGAGAGAGGCUUUGCUCUGGUGAGACUAUGGGGAAUGAACAAGAAAGGGUUGUUUGGGGGGGGGGGGGGUAUUAGUAGGUGAGACUCAGUCCCUCCCCCAGCCUCAGACAUGACAGUGAGUGACAUCUAAUUAGAAGGGGACUAAUCACCCAUAAACCCACUCUGAUGUAUUGUACAAUUGACCUGCCAUCGUCUUCAUAUCCAUGGUUACAUGCUCGUCAUCUUGUCAGCGUGCCUCACUGCAUUAUGUUUAAUCUCAAGCUUUUACAGAGAGACUCUAGCCUCAACAUACACUUAGCUAGAAGGAUUUGUUUUGUAUUAAAUUGAGAAGACCUAA
Molecule: messenger RNA, 2958 nt
Organism: Salvelinus fontinalis (brook trout)
Lineage: Eukaryota; Metazoa; Chordata; Actinopteri; Salmoniformes; Salmonidae
Product: solute carrier family 17 member 9-like
Exons: 13
Coding region: 697-2097 (466 amino acids)
Biological process (GO): transmembrane transport
Cellular component (GO): membrane
Molecular function (GO): transmembrane transporter activity
Source: RefSeq, a predicted model, not a curated record